AGUGACUUGAUAUUCGAGUCAAUGUGAUGAGAUCGGUUCAAAGGUUUCCGUAUCUAGACUUUCCACUUAUACUUUCUCAAAACAAGUCUCAAGGCUCAUCUCAGCCUCUCAUCCUCUGAAUUGACUCUUAAGUAUCCCCACGAGACGAGCGUUCAAUUUGCUUGACGCAGUUGUGAUGUAGGAUGUGUGUCGUUGUAUGAGGACUGCUGAACGCAAGAAUAGGAGUGGCGGACUGCUGAACACGCACAUAUAAGUCAAGUAGAUCUUGACAUGGUUCGAGCGCAAAGAAUCGUUCAAGAUUCAUACAACGUCUCCCUUAGAAAUCGGGUAUAUCACCUCUCUUACUGGAAAGUAACAAGAUCAUCGUUGAAGGCCUGAAACUAAGGUCUAAGCCUUUCUAGGUCCAUUCUCGAAAACACCAUGCCGUCCUCCAAAACCGACACAGGCAUCCGGCUCCCUCAGAACGAUGAUCAGACUCGUCGUCUGAGAAGCACCACUCAAAAUCAGAAAGCUGCCUCUCGACUGCAGGACGCCUCUCUCUCAGGAAGCACAAGGGCCGCAGCUGCUGAUCCGACUUCAAGCUGGACACCGGAAGAGAUGUUCGAGUCUACUGUCAAUCAAUACAGCGAUCCAAUCCCCGAUCGAUACUCCUUCACCGACGGGGCUAGAAUGGAGAGAGGAGCUUAUGGUAACGAUGAGGCGGAUGCAUUUGAGGUUUCAUGGGUACCUCUGCACUGGCUAGACUAUCCAACGGCCCAUAAAUUUAGUUUCAUUUAUCAGUAUCGACAAUAUCGAAAAUCGUGACACUUGUAUCCACAGAU
Aspergillus brunneoviolaceus CBS 621.78 is the source of this 821-nucleotide messenger RNA. RefSeq lists its product as uncharacterized. Lineage: Eukaryota; Fungi; Ascomycota; Eurotiomycetes; Eurotiales; Aspergillaceae. The transcript is spliced from 2 exons. The record is from RefSeq and is a predicted model, not a curated record. Bases 421 to 804 code for a protein of 127 amino acids.